UAUAAAAUGAAAGUGCUCACUAGAUGACUAGUGCUGCUGGUGGAAACAUGAACAGAUUCUUGCUUUACAGGCUGUGUUUCCUUGUGGCUGUAUUACGGCCUGAGAGUUUCUCUAGCUUGCCUUGCCUUGAUGAUCCCGACUACAAUGACCUAGUGAAGAUUGCUGAAAAUGGGCUCGGAAAGGCAACUCAUCCAGUGGAGGUGGUCAUUGUGGGGGCAGGCAUAAGUGGACUCACUGCUGCCAAACUGCUCACAGAUGCUGGUCACAUGGUUACAGUUCUGGAAAUCAGUGGUCGUGUGGGAGGACGAAUCAGGACCUAUCGAGAUGAGACACAAGAUUGGUAUGUGGAGUUGGGAGCCAUGCGUUUGCCAAGCACCCACAGUAUUGUUCGUGAAUUUAUUAGACAAUUUGACCUUAAGCUAAACAAGUUCUCUGAGACGGAUGACAACGCCUGGUAUUUGGUUAAUGGUGUCAGGACAACAGCUGGGAAGGUCAAACAGAACCCUGAUAUCUUGAAUUAUACUGUGGCUCCCUCAGAGAGAGGCAAAUCUGCGAAGGAACUUUAUGUAGGAAUUCUGAAGAAGACCCUAAAACGGUUCCAGAGUUCAGGUUGUGAAGAGCUGCUGGAUCAGUAUGACUCCUUUUCCACCAAGGAGUACUUGAUUAAAGAAGGGAAAUUAAGCCAUGGGGCUGUACAGAUGAUCGGAGACUUGAUGAAUGAGGAUGCUGGAUUCCACAUGUCAUUUCUUAACUCUCUCAUGGAGUUUAAUAUCUUCUCUCAUGAAGACGGUUUUGAUGAGAUCACAGGGGGAUUCGACCAAUUGCCCCAGGCCUUCUACCGGUCUAUGCCUGGAGUUGUCCAGCUGAACUGCACAGUAGAGCAGAUAAUAUCCAAUGGUAACAAGGUCCGAGUGUUUUAUCGUGCACCCAACACACUGAGCCCCUCCUUAGUGACGGCUGACUAUGUCCUUGUCACAGCCUCAGCAAAAGCCACGAGACAUAUCAAAUUUCUGCCACCGCUUUCCUCCCAUAAGAGCCAUGCCCUGCGCUCCAUUCACUAUGCCACCGCCACCAAGGUUGCCUUGGCCUGCACCGAAAAGUUCUGGGAGAAGGAGGGGAUUCGAGGUGGGCCGUCAGUCACAGAUCGCCCUUCCAGAUUCAUCUACUAUCCCAACCACAACUUCUCUAGUGGGGUGGGGGUGAUUGUGGCUUCCUACACGUGGAACGACGACGCUGACUUCUUUCUUCCCCUGAGUGAUGAGAAGUGCAUUGAUGUGGUGUUGGAGGACCUGGCAGAAAUCCACAAGGUAUCUAAUGUAUCUAAGGACGAUCUCCGGUUCAUCUGUGAUAAACACGUGAUACAGAGAUGGAACCUGGACAAGCAUUCCAUGGGAGCAUUUGCCUCGUUCACCCCCUACCAGUUUGCUGACUAUUCUGGGCCUUUGUUUCAGAAUGAAGGGAGGGUCCACUUUGCAGGAGAACACACAGCCCAGCCUCAUGCCUGGAUUGACACCGCUAUGAAAUCUGCUGUGAGAGCAGCAAGGAACAUCCACGGGGAUAGCUAUCUGUCAUGGGGGCAACAUCAGCUGCAGAAGCAGCAAGAACAACAGGAGCAGGAAAGGGUUAACUGGGUUCAAAAAGUUGAACUUUAAUUGCUUCAUGGGUAUUUAGGGAAGGCACAACUGUACUGGACACUGAGGGCUGGUCUACACUAAAGCUGUAAGUCGAGCUAAGUUAUGCUACUUCAAUUACGUAAGUUAUUAACUGAAGUCGACAUGAGUUAGGUCAACUUACAGUGGUUUCUACACCGCACUGUGUCAAUGGGAGACGGUCUCCCGCCGACUUACUUUACGCUUCUCAAGGAGCUGGAGUACAGUCGUCAAUGGGAGAAUGCUCUGACAUCGACUCAGUGGGGCUUCACCAGACCCGCUAAAUCGACACUGCUGCAUUGACUGCAGCAGUGCCCAUUUAGCCAUAAGUAUAGACAUGCCCUCUGAGUAGGGAAUUAGAAACUGCACUGCUAAUCUCCUUCACUGGGACAGAUCCUCAGCUAGUGUAAAUUGGUCUAUUUCCAUUGAAGUCAAUAGAGCUACACCAAUCAACACCAGUAGUGGAUUUGGCCCCAUAUCUGUUGUAAGUAAACUGAGAUUGUACUUCUCCUUUGAAAUAUUAGAUAGAUAGAUCUAUUACAGUAUAGGAACCUCCAUAGAAAUAGUUUGUUUCAUUAAUCAAAGUUAUUACUGAUCAAAUACACUGCACUAACCUGAUCUUUAUAAAGAGAAAAACAAUUGUUCUGUAGCAUCCUAUCAAUAAAGGAAGAGAUGGAAAUAAUUAAAUAUUGCUCAGUUUCAAUGAAUUGCUUUUAUCUUGUUUAUAAGUUGUAAACCAUGAUAUUUUGCAGUGGUGAUGCUAUGGAACAGGGAAGGCUGAGAGAACAGCUUAUUCCGAAACAAACUCCAAUCAGUUACACUUUUCUAAACAUGUUUCUGACAAUGCAAAUAAACAAAACCAGGCAUGCGCUGAUGGCCUUAAAUCCUAGGCCCUGACUAGACUAGAAUUAUUGGUCAUGUUGUCACUCAGGUUGAUUGACAUGUUGGGUGAACUCACAUGAUGCUGAAUGCAAAUGUAGAUACUCCACAAAUGUUUGUUGUUGGUCACGGGUUCAAGUUAGGGCUCAGGAACCAGAUUGGGAAGCAAUAUUUGUGCCACUGAACAAACAAGGGCAAAAAUUUUGGUCUUGGCAGGGCCCUGUGUGAUUUCUUUUCAAAGAAAAUGUGAAUUAAACAUUUUCAGAUAUUGCUGAAGUACAUAAGGGUGAAAUAAGCUGUUUCUCUGCCACUGUGGGAUUUGUUUUGAGGGUGUCUUUGUUGGUGACACUGGGCACUACUCUAGAUAACUCGGGAGGGUGGAAGACCACAAGUGUCAAUAAAGCCCUCUUGCUCUAGGCCCAAAUAAACUAAAGCCCCUCUGCUCCUUAAACUUUCUGUGACCCUGCACAACUAUGAGGAAGCUAGCACACAAACAGACAGGUUUGCAUACGGCUCGCCAGCCAAGGCCAGCUUCGGCCUGGAAAACAUAUAAAUAAGGCAAAAAUGUUUAGCAAAAACCAGUAACAAAUAAACCAAAUAAGGCAAGGCUUGGGCAAUGCUACUGAGGAAAAACACAACUGGCUGCUUUAGCUAAUUGGCUACGGUAUUGUACGGGGCAACAGGUAAUUGGUUGCAUAAGCUUGUGUAGUAAAGUAGGCAAAGGUAUAAAAUGUAUACUGUAACCUGCAUUCGGGGCUGCAGGAUUGGAGACAGCUCAGUCUCCCUGCGCCCUAUUUGGAGCUCCAAAUAAAUCUCUCUGCUUCUCCACCCCGUUGUGGUCACUGGUGCGACGCAUACCGGGCAACGAACCCAGCUGUUGCUUGCCGCGGGCACUCUAUGCCGGCAACAUGUUCAUCCUGAAACUGGGCAUGUGAUUUGGCCACUCAUCCUCACUUGGAAUAGUACUUCACUCUGGGCCUGAUUCUACCACACUUCCUUAUUUUAUGUAAUACCUAAGUCCUGGUCUGCUCUAGAAAAUUAGGUCAUCAUAACUAAGUCACUCAGGCAAGUGAAAAAUCUACACUCCUGAUUGGCCUAGUUAAGCCAACCCAAGUCCCCGAGUAGACAGCGCCAGGGUGACUGAGGAAUUCUUCUGUUGACCUAGUUACCGCCUCUCGGGGAGGGGGUUUACCUACACCAAUGGGAGAAUCCUCCCGCAGGCGUAAAUUGUGUCUACAUAGAAGAGGUAAAGAGAUGCUGCUGUAGCGUUUCAAGUCCAGACAAGCCCUUUAGCUCUGAUUAGCCCCAUGGGGUACAAGAAUGAGCAGUUACUUACAUUGGACAAUGGGAUGUUCUGAUAAUGGGCUCUCUCAAUCUCUCCUGUUGAAGCUGUUCCAUUUUAAUUAAAUAUUAAGUGGGCCAGAGAAAGAGUGAGAAUCAUGAGUAUUGGUAAACAAGUAUUUAGGGCACUCACCUGAGAGGUGUGAGACCCCUCUUCAAACCUAUUUUUCUCAUCAGGCCAAAAGGGGAAUUGAACAGGGUUUUCCCACAUCCUGGUGAGCGUGCUAACCACUGGGCUAAAAGUUGGGAAAAAGCUCUCCCCCAGCCUAGCUGUUUUGUUUGGAUUUGUGUGUGGUUGGAGCACACCUAUUGGAUUGAGGAAUGCCUAUGUUCUUAGUAAAAAGAAAAGGAGGACUUGUGGCACCUUAGAGACUAACAAGUUUAUUUGAGCAUAAGCUUUUGUGAACUACAGCUCACUUCAUCGGAUACAUGUAGUGGAAAAUACAGUGGGGAGAUUUUAUAUACACAGAGAACAUGAAACAAUGGGUGCUACCAUACACACUGUAACAAGAGUGAUCAGGUAAGGUGAGCUAUUACCAGCAGGAGAGUGGGGGGAGGGAAGGGGAGGAAAGCUUUUGUAGUGAUAAUCAAGGUGGGCCAUUUCCAGCAGUUGACAAGAAUGUGUGAAAAACUGUGUGUGUGUGAAAUAAACAUGGGGAAAUAAUUUUACUUUGUGUAAUGACACAUCCACUCCCAGUCUUUAUUCAAGCCUAAGUUAAUUGUAUCCAGUUUGCAAAUUAAUUCCAAUUCAGCAGUCUCUCGUUGGAAUCUGUUUUUGAAGUUUUUUUUGUUGAAGAAUUGCCACUUUUAGGUCUGUAAUCGAGUGACCUAAGAGAUUGAAGUGUUCUCCAACUGGUUUUUGAAUAUUAUAAUUCUUGAUGUUUGAUUUGUGUCCAUUUAUUCUUUUAUGUAGAGACUGUCCAGUUUGACCAAUGUACAUGGCAGAGGGGCAUUGCUGGCAUUGUUGGUCACUCGAUUACAGACCUAAAAGUGGAUACAGACUUAGUCAUACUUCUUGUUCAGCCAGUGGCUGAGUGGACUUGUAGGUGCUAAAGUUUUACAUUGUUUUGUUUGAGUGCAGUUAUGUAACAACAAAAAACUACAUUUGUAAGUUGCACUUUCAUGAUAAAGAGAUUGUUUGUACAGUACUUGUAUGAGGUGAAUUGAAAAAUACUCUUGUUUAUUUUUACAGUGCAAAUAUUUGUAAUAAAAUAUAAAGUGAGCACUGUACACUUUGUAUUCUGUGUUGCAGCUGAAAUCGAUAUAUUUGAAAAUGUAGAAAAACAUCCAAAAUAUUUAAUAAAUUUCAAUUGGUAUUCUAUUGUU
Messenger RNA from Chelonia mydas (Green sea turtle), 5195 nucleotides. RefSeq names its product L-amino-acid oxidase. The transcript is spliced from 7 exons. NCBI's taxonomy places the organism in Eukaryota, Metazoa, Chordata, Testudines, Cheloniidae. The record is from RefSeq and is a predicted model, not a curated record. Gene Ontology annotation, molecular function: L-amino-acid oxidase activity; polyamine oxidase activity. Gene Ontology annotation, biological process: amino acid catabolic process. The coding region runs from base 24 to 1652 and encodes 542 amino acids.